Anolis carolinensis (green anole) is the source of this 1357-nucleotide messenger RNA. RefSeq names its product RAD51 associated protein 1 (gene rad51ap1). The record is from RefSeq and is a predicted model, not a curated record. Gene Ontology annotation, biological process: interstrand cross-link repair; double-strand break repair via homologous recombination. The coding region runs from base 344 to 799 and encodes 151 amino acids. Gene Ontology annotation, molecular function: single-stranded DNA binding; double-stranded DNA binding. The transcript is spliced from 6 exons. Lineage: Eukaryota; Metazoa; Chordata; Lepidosauria; Squamata; Anolidae.
GGGGGGGGGGGGGGGAGGCAGCGAGGUUUCCAAGGCAAUGUGUUGUCGAAGGCUUUCAUGACCGGAAUCACUGGGUUGCUGUGAGUUUUCCAGGCUGUGUGCCCAUAUUCCAGUAGCAUUCUUUCCUGACGUUCUGCCUGCAUCCAUGGCAGGCAAUCUCAGAGGUUUGUGAGCCAAAGACGACACGAAGUUGCUGGUGUGAAAUAGUAAAUUCCAUAUCCAGACAGCAAGGUGCUGUCUGUGGAUGUCUUGCUUUUCUCAGCAAUUUUGACUCAUGCUUCUGCAAAGAGGGCCCAGCUUUAGCAAUCCUGUGUGUAAACUACGAACUUGAGGCCGACUGGAAAUGGCACGACCGGUGCGUAGGAAUAAGAAAGUAGUUGACUACUCUCAGUUUGGGGAUAAAGACAACGAUGAUGAUGACUUUGCAAGUGUUACUGUCCAUUCAAAGAAAAAGUCAAGAAGAGAGUGCUUAGAGUCAAAGAAAGAAAAAAUAGACAAGCAAAAACAGUCCCGUAAAGAUGACAUUCAGUCACAGAAGCUUUCACCAAAUGAGAGAGUUGCCUUGGAUGACAGACUUUACAAGAGAGACAUGGAAAUUGCCUUAGCAUUGUCAGUGAAUGAAUCAUCAGGAAAUAGCCAUAUCCUGCAAGAUUUGCAGGGACAAGAUGCAGCUGGAUACAAUCCUAAUCCCAGUCAACAGAAGAAAGUCCUUACAAAAUCACCCACACAAGGCCUCAGGCUUGGCCUUUCCCGGUUGGCAAAAGUGAAACCAUUGCACCCACAUUUUGCCAACAUCUAAGAAUGGCUGUGAGAUCUUCAGAGGAUUCUAAAAUAAAAUCAAAAGAACAGGAUCAGGUGGAGAAAGUGUCUCAUAUAUAUAUUGCAGGUAAAAAAACCUAUUCCAGAUGAGUAGGAUUGGCAGGGUUUUUACAAAGAAAACUGCUACCUGAGCUGUUUACACUUUUAAAUAAUAAUAUUGGCGCUCCCCUAAACACUGUUCAAAUUAUUGGCCAAUUCUUUCCAGUUCUAUAGACAUAUAAUGGCUUGACAUUUCAUACAUUUGUGGCUUCAUAAAAGUCAGAAAUUAGAAGAAACCAGUCAAUUGUGGCUCUGGACUGGAAGAGUUGGACAUUUAGUUACAAGCAAUCUUGAUAUAAUAUCUUCUUGAUAGGAAAAAACUAUUGUUUUCAGAAGCUUGUGUUGCAGUUUCUCUGACACAAAUGUCCAUGUUAUUCCUCCGAUUUUUGUAAGAAGUAUUACUUGAUUUUUGUGUACAGGUAUGCAUUUUAAUCGUAAAUAUAUGCAGUGUACUGCAACUUUUAUAGAAAUUAAAUAAAAUGUUUUUAGAAAUGGAAAA